AUGGUUUUAUGCAUACUGCUGGGCAACAUUCACACAUUUCACACAAACAUUAAAAACAUCACCGGCCGUCCCACAGUGCCGUGUCAGAACGGGUGGGUGUACGAUAACGCCACCUUCAAGUCCACUCUGGCCACAGACUGGGAUCUGGUUUGUGAUAACAGAAGAGUGAACAGAGCCACGGCCACGAUCUUCUUCGUGGGGGUGAUGCUUGGAGCAGCAGUGUUUGGUUAUCUUAGUGACAGGUAUGGAAGGAAAAGCACGCUUCUAGUCUCCUACAUCUUCACCACCAUCUUUGGAUUUGCAAGUGCUUUCUCGUAUCAUUUCGCCGUGUUUGCCGUCAUGAGGUUCCUCACUGGGUUCGCAAUUUCUGGAGUCAACAUAAUCGCCUUGGUCCUAGGUAUUGAAUGGGUGGACAUCAAGCAUCGACCUGCAGUGGGCAUUUUCAUCAGCAUGGACUGGAGUGUUUGUACUCUCCUGCUACCUGUCGCUGCCUAUUUCGUGAAUGACUGGCGGUACCUUACGAUCACAGCAACCGCCCCGUUGUUUCUCGCAAUGCUGUCUUGGUGGUGGGUGCCUGAGUCUGCCAGGUGGCUGAUAAACAAUGGAAAGGUGAACAAUGCUCAUUUGUACCUAAGCAAGUGUGCAAAGGUCAACCGCAGAGAGCAAUUCAUGGCUGACCUGAAACCUGAGGUUCUGUCCAAAGCAAAACUAUUAGCCAAUGAAAACAGAAAAUAUUCCUAUUUGGACCUUGUGAAGACCCCCGCAAUGAGGAGACUCACUCUGCUUACUGGCGUUUUGUGGUUCGGGGUGGCUUGUACCUAUUACGGAAUCAGCUUAAACGUUGCUGGAUUCGGUGUAAACAUUUAUCUCACACAGUUCAUCUACGGCACAAUCGAAAUUCCAGCAAAAAACUUCGUCUUCUUCGUUUUGAACAAAAUAGGCCGAAGGCUGAAUCAGGCUGGAACAAUCGUUCUGACUGGACUCUGUAUAAUUUGCAACAUGCUUGUUCCUCAAGAUAUGACGCUCAUUCGAACCGCCAUUGGAACUUUGGGAAAGAUGUUUUCGGAGGCGUCUUUUGUGAUUGUGUCUCUGUACACAGCAGAGCUUUAUCCUACAGUCAUGAGACAAAGCGGAAUGGGUUACAGUUCCUUCAUGGCCCUCACAGGUGUGUCAGUGUCCCCUCUGAUCAUGGUUCUAGAAGAAGUGUGGCUCCCUCUACCAAGCCUUGUUUUCUCCCUGCUGGCUUUUGCUGCAGGACUCUCAGUUUGUUUACUUUCAGAGACAAGUAAUGUCAGCCUACCAGAAACCAUCGAAGACAUGGAAUUCAGAUGA
Molecule: messenger RNA, 1332 nt
Organism: Chelmon rostratus (copperband butterflyfish)
Lineage: Eukaryota; Metazoa; Chordata; Actinopteri; Chaetodontiformes; Chaetodontidae
Product: solute carrier family 22 member 7-like
Exons: 10
Coding region: 1-1332 (443 amino acids)
Biological process (GO): transmembrane transport
Cellular component (GO): membrane
Molecular function (GO): transmembrane transporter activity
Source: RefSeq, a predicted model, not a curated record